This is a messenger RNA of Maniola jurtina (meadow brown), 2714 nucleotides long. Its product is annotated as putative inorganic phosphate cotransporter. Gene Ontology annotation, biological process: monoatomic anion transport; transmembrane transport. The transcript has 10 exons. The record is from RefSeq and is a predicted model, not a curated record. NCBI's taxonomy places the organism in Eukaryota, Metazoa, Arthropoda, Insecta, Lepidoptera, Nymphalidae. Gene Ontology annotation, molecular function: transmembrane transporter activity. Bases 577 to 2175 code for a protein of 532 amino acids.
UAAGACGACAAUAUUCGCCAUGUGCUCGCAGGCUUCACGCGUAUGCGCAAGUUUCGAUCCACAAACAUAUUGAUAAAACGAUAUAAAGACCGAGAACAUAUGACAGAACACUAUCGCUGUGUACACACUUGUAAUAUAGUGAAUGAGUGCCGCGUCGAUUUCAUAAUGUAAAGUGAAUGUGUGAUUGACUCUUGUGGAAUUGAGUUAUCAGUGAAUCCAGUUAGGGAAAUAUAAUCGGAACAUUUGCUAAUUUUAAAUAUAUAAUAAAUUUAUAUAAUAAUAAUAAACCAGCUAUACCUAUUAAUAUUACAACUUACCGGGUUCACUCGAACGUAAUCUUUGAGAUGUUAAUUGGAAACAUUGAUUAAUUAAUCUCAAUUUGAAUUAAAACGUUGUAUUUUGUUGCUUACAUAAAUUAAAUAGCAAUGUAUUCAUCGAGUAGAGACAUUUAAUAGAACAAUUUUUUUUAUUUUUAUAGUUAAAAUUACCUAGAUAUCUCUUUACAUCAUUGCGGCUAUAAAAAGGAACACUUAGGACCAUAUUUUAACCCUAGUCACCAAAUCUUUGUACUUGAAAAUGGAUGAAAAUAAUCAAGUGCAGGCGCAUAACCUGCUUGGUUUGAAAACACAGAUUCCAAAAAGGAAAGACACCGCUUUGACACGCACCUUGCGAUCAUGCUGUUUUAUACCCCAACGCUAUAUAUUAGGAGUAAUGGGCCUCCUCGGAGUCUGCAAUGCGUAUACGAUGAGAGUUUGUCUCAAUUUAGCCAUAACACAGAUGGUAAACCGUACUAAGACCGGGGACGAACAUUUUGACCCAUAUGCUUGCCCUGAUGACGUAUUACCUGGUAAUGCAACAUCAGUAAUUCAUAAGCCAUACGCGAUUUUUGACUGGGAUGAGAAAACACAAGGCCUUAUACUGAGUGGUUUCUACUAUGGAUAUGCAGCAACCCAAGUGCCAGGUGGUUACUUGGCAGAGAAGUUCGGAGGUAAAUGGACUCUGGGAGUUGGUUUACUUAGCACUGCCUUAUUCACGUUCCUUACACCAAUUGUUAUAAGAGGCGGUGGAGCCAUUUGGCUGUUCAUACUUCGAGUUCUACAAGGGAUGGGCGAGGGUCCAACAAUGCCAGCACUCAUGAUCAUGUUAGCAAGAUGGGUGCCACCGCAUGAGAGAUCCUUCCAAGGAGCGCUAGUCUUCGGUGGAGCUCAAAUAGGCAAUAUCUUCGGUUCCUAUAUGUCUGGCAUACUACUAGCCGAUGGUAGAGACUGGGCCUAUGUGUUCUAUUUCUUCGGUGGAUUCGGCCUUGUGUGGUUUUUAUUGUGGAGUCUCACCUGCUACAGUACGCCGAACACCCAUCCAUACAUAUCGAAAAAAGAACUAAGCUACCUCAACAAAAGUGUUACAACAGCGGAGAACAGUUCGCUCAAAGAUCCAGUUCCUUGGAAAGCCAUAUUGCGGUCCGCGUCAGUGUGGGCCCUUGUGUGGGCAGCUGUUGGCCACGACUGGGGUUACUACACAAUGGUGACAGAUUUACCGAAAUACUCUCACGACGUGCUUAAAUUCAAUAUAGCGACCACCGGCACCCUCACAGCGCUGCCUUAUAUAGCCAUGUGGUUAUCUUCCUUCUUGUUCGGCUUCGUUUGUGACUUGUGCAAUAAGAAAGGCUGGCAUACAAUCAAGACUGGGAGGAUCAUUCAUACAACUAUAGCUGCAACUGGUCCAGCUAUAUGCAUCAUCCUAGCAUCGUAUUCAGGAUGUGACCGUACGGCGGCUAUGGUGUACUUCAUUGUCUCCAUGGCGCUUAUGGGUGGAUUUUACAGUGGAAUGAAGGUGAACGCGUUGGACCUCGCACCCAACUACGCCGGCUCACUCACCUCACUCGUCAAUACAACUUCCACAUUCGCCGGCAUUAUCACUCCAUACCUUAUUGGGUUGUUAACACCUGACUCAACUCUUGCGCAAUGGCGAAUAGCGUUCUGGGUUUGCUUCGCAGUACUAGUCGGCACAAAUGUAAUAUACUGCAUAUGGGCCGACGGUGAACAACAGUGGUGGGACGACGUAAGAAAGUUAGGCUACCCACCAGAUUGGAAGCAUGGCUCUCUUCUUCGCGACGAGAACCCAGAACUACCAGAAACGGUACAACUAAACAGCAAAAAGGAAUCUGAAGACUUAUAGAACUAACCUUGUUGAUUAACAAAGUACUUAAAUUGUACUCUAGUAGCACAAAAGAAAGACAAAAUUAAUUAGAAACUUCACAUGAAUAUAAUAGCAAUGUUAAUGCAAAAUUAAUUUAUAAAAAAAUCUAAUAAGGAAAGUAAUUAUUAUUUUUUUAUCGAGAAAACAAAAACAAUUUUGUUUAAAAUAAUAUUUUUAAACAAAACCGUUUGUAAUUGUAAUAUUGUUUUACUUGAUUGUUGAUUCUUUUGCUACUGUAUUUGUUAAAAAAAUAGAAAACAAGAUAUAACUAUUCAUAGUUAUCAAUAACAGAGGAAUUUUUACCAUGAAUAAUAAUUUAAGCUAGUCAGUGAUGAUUCAUUGAUGUAUUUGAGCCAUAGUAGUUAUACUAAUACUCCUAGAGUAAUUAAUUAUUAUAAUAUAUAAGGACAUUGAAAAACCACCCAGUUCAUAAAAUGUACAUAUCGUACUUUUACCUAGCAUUAGUUAGAUCUGUGAAUUUAUGUAGAUACAUUUGAUAAUAAAAUUUUAUAUUUUAU